Molecule: messenger RNA, 1915 nt
Organism: Chara braunii
Lineage: Eukaryota; Viridiplantae; Streptophyta; Charophyceae; Charales; Characeae
Source: the annotation of a GenBank genome assembly
CCGUCAGAUGCAUUUAGGAAAGAGAAAAAAAGGGAGUAUCCCCCCCUUACCUUUCUAUACCCGCCUGUGUUCACCUCUUUCGUCUGUUCUUGCUGCCCUGCGCGUUCUUUUUUUUUUUUUUUUUUGGAGGAACGCCCUGCGCCUUUUCGUUGUGCAUAGCAUCGAUAGAGGGUCUUAGUGUGGGUCUCCGCUAUCAGGUGGAUUGUGCUGAUGAAGAAGAUUGACCUAAUAAUUGAGUGUUGUGGAGGCAUUUGGUGAUGAGUGCAUAUGCAGAAUGAAAGCCACGUGGCCUUGGCUUGGUUGAAGGAGGGUGGGGUGGGGUGGGGUGGGGUGGGGUAGGGUGGGGUGUUGAUUGAAAAAGAAGGGUAGCUGAGGGAGGGAAGGGGAGAUGGCGGGGGCUGCAAAUGGGUCGGAGGAACAGCUGCUGCUGCUCGGCUUAGCAGCGAGUGCUGAGGACGGAGGGAGGAGCACUCAGGAGAAGUGGUUGCCCUCCAUGCCUGCCAUGCCUGCCAUGGCUGCCUUCCUCGGGGAAGAAGACCACAUGGGGGGUCAUCUUGGCCAAGGUAGGUCUGGGGGGGAGACAGGGUCCCGGUCACCGAACCCACCAUGGUUGUCCGCAUUUUUCAAUGAUAAUGUGGUAUCUGAUGACAUCGCGGAGGCGCAGUCAUGUGGGCAGUUUUUCUGGGUUAGCAACGCCCCUCUAGCGGAGGAGGCAGAGUGCAGUGGCGUUGGCGGAGGCGGGGGGGGAGAAAGCGGGGGAGAAGGCGGGGCAGAAGGCGGGGCAGAAGGCGGGGGAGAAGGUGGGGGAGAAGGGGGGAACAAGCGGGAGAAUGAAGGGCAAGAGAGCAAGAGAGAUGUGACUGUCACGGGGCGGAAGAGGGAGCGGGAGGAAUUGGGAAGCACAGCCACAGCCACACCCACAGCCACAGCCAGCUGCAGCAAAGCUAAUAGAGAGAAGAUGCGUCGUGACCGGCUGAAUGAGAGGUUCAAUGAGCUGAGUGCAAUCUUGGAACCCGGUCGACUACCCAAGACGGACAAGGCUAGCAUUCUCGUUGAUGCCAUUCGGGUAGUUUCACAGCUGAGGCAUGAGGCUAUACAUCUUAAGGAAGAGAAUCAGCAGCUCUGUGAAAGCAUCAAGGAAUUGAAAGCGGAGAAGAAUGAGCUGAGAGGAGAGAAGGCCAGACUCAAGAUGGAGAAGGAGAGACUAGAGGCACAAACGAAAUCCAUGGUUCCUGCUUCUUACCUAAACCAUCAAGCAACAAGUACACCUUCUCUGGCCAUCCCUCAUUCUCAGAAAGUUAUGACUCCUGCUGCUGCUCCUUUCACACCAGGCUUCAUGUGGCAGUGGCUUCCUCCUUCGUCUCUGGACACAUCUCAAGAUGGUGUGUUGAGGCCUCCAGUUGCUUGAUGAUUGAUUCACUUUUUUUUCUAAGUUACCUACCCUCUUUUCCCGUUUUCACUCGCCUGUCCUCCCUCCCUCCCUCCCUCCCUCCCUUUCCUGACCCUAUUAUGUAUAGCAAGCACAAGCAUUUCCCAGUAUAGCAUCUAUUCGCCUGUUCUGGUUUUCACCCCUCCCCUUUGCCCUCUCCUCCCUCCCUUUCUUGACCCUAUUACUAUGUAUAGCAAGCAUUUCCCAGUAUAUCAUCCUGUUCGCCUGUUCUUACUUCCAUGUCUGAUAUCCAUCUUGUUGUCUUGGAUAUAUAUCUACCUUCCCCGCUGCCGCUAGGUGCAAAGUCUUUUCAUGGCUGUUUUUUUUUUUUCCCUUUUUUUUUACAUGGCUCUCAGUGCAGAUAAUUUAGCCAGCAGAUAGAAAAAAAAACAGAAAAAAAGUAGCCAGCACUCGAGCUACGCUCCUUACAGCUGGAAUUGUUGCAUCGUUGGUAACUGGAUAACAGAGCUCUGCAGCCCAUCGAGG